This is a messenger RNA of Fusarium coffeatum, 1173 nucleotides long. RefSeq lists its product as uncharacterized. The transcript has 5 exons. Bases 1 to 1173 code for a protein of 390 amino acids. The record is from RefSeq and is a predicted model, not a curated record. Lineage: Eukaryota; Fungi; Ascomycota; Sordariomycetes; Hypocreales; Nectriaceae.
AUGGUUUCCAAAUCAUUGAUAGCCCUUGCGGCGGCUUUCGCUACAGUUUGGGCUCAGACACUAACCGAGGCAUCAGAUGUUCCUACAUCGACGUCUGAGGAGACUGCCUCUGGAACAUCUUCUGCUGCGGAGAAGACUCAUACUAUUAACGUCGGAGCGUCCGGACACAAGUUCACACCUUCUGAACUAGAGGCUGACGUUGGAGACAUCAUUGAAUGGCGGUUCUAUCCAACUGACCACUGGGUCAUCCGAGGCGAUUACGACCACCCUUGUAUUCCUUACGAGUAUAUCGACUUGAACCGAAAGGGCUUCUCCAGUGGAACGCAAAAGGUUCAGGCCAUUACCGACGAUGCUCCUCGAUUCCGAGUUCGCGUCAAUGAUACUAAGCCUUUCACUUUCUACUGCGGAGCUCCUGGAUCAUGCGUAAAGUACCACAUGAUGGGCAUUGUCAACCCUUCCAAGAAUGAAACACUUGAAGGCUUGCUCAAGAACGCAAAGGAUGUCGAUUAUCAACUACGACCUGGAGACGAAUGGCCAAAGGAGGAGGACGAUCCUACUUCUACCGCAUCCCCAGGCAAAGACGAUGAUAGCUCCAACUCGGACAGUGAUAAUGGAGGCGGAAAGAAGUCGCUUUCUACGGGAGCCAUUGCUGGUAUCGCUGUUGGUGGUGCUGCUGUGCUCCUGCUCGCCGGUGCUCUCCUUUACCUCUGCGGUCGACGAGGUGGAUUUGACAAGGCCUACCGCAAGAGUUUCCGCAACAGUGCUAUUCCUCCUGGUCCUUCCGUUGUCGAGAACGCCGUCUACUCUCCUCAACAGAGUGUCGCUGACCCUUGGGCCGCUCAGAAGAGCCCCGGUCUCGUUGCGACUCCCUACAGUCACGGUCAGAGUCCUCCCAUCAGCCCUCAUCAGUCACUCGCCUACGGUACUCACCCUGGCAUGGUGAACCAAGAUGGUUCUCCCAUGAUGUACCAUGAUGGCCAGCAAUAUCAGUACCACGAACACUAUGCGCCACCUCCCAUGGCCGCUUCUCCUGCCACUACACCCAAGCCUCAAGAGGUCGCCCCCGUUGAACUCCCUGGCUCUCCUGACCCCGGACAUAACAACACCAACAACCGCGACGACAGAACAUUCUCUUGGAAUGGAGAUGAACAGGCACAGCGUCCAAUGAGGUAA